UUGUUGUAAGAGAUCCCUCGGUUUUUUGCACGCAGAGCCGUUCGGAAAAUCAAUCGAUUGAUAUUGACCGUGGAGAUCUUUAACAACAUAAACGAGGCUGAAGGGCAUGCUUGCUCUUGACCGCUUUUUCAAGAUAGGGUUUUGACUAUCGUCUCCGCGUUCCGAGGAUUGUUGUUGAUUUGGCAGCGGUUUCUUGUCUUACACAGGAGAAGGAACCACGGCAAUACGCGGUGUGACCUUGCUUUCGACCUAAAGGAAGUUUAAGCAUUUGACCUGCCUGUGUGGGGAUUACAUAGAGUACCGAUUCAGUAUUGUUCACCCUGUUCUGUGCACUCGAGGAGUUGAACAGGCUUUUACUGGUCAAGGAAGGUUGCCGUGAAAAGUCAUUUGUGUAUCUGGGACCCUCCAUCUUUGUUCGUGGAUCAAGCAGGUCUUUAGCAGAUCUGGAGUGCUUGCUGAUAUCUCAAACCGCCAUCUACCUUCUUCCCCCAACAUCACUCGACGAACGCUGGCGUUGACGACAACAACAGCAACGGAAUUCCAACUUAUCGAUCGCUUGUGAAGGCUUUGCUGCAGAGAUGGACCUUAUCAGAUCUAUAUCUGUCGCAGCAGCCUCACCCUCCUUUCCCUCCUUCUCAUUUCCCUCAGUACCGUCCACGCCGACGCAGGCAGCGCAAGCGCAAAUUCCACCUCCUGCAUCACCCUCACCAAAACCACGACAUGUCCCAACCAAGAAGGCCGCCCUGUAAUCGUCUCCCCGAGCCUCUACAAUGACACCGCGAGUUUUGAUCGCUUUAUCACACUUAAUUACGACUCCAAUCCUACGUAUAUUUCCUCAUUCCGAAGUGCCUACGGGUGUCCGCGGUACGAAGGCAAAGGACAGCGAUACCAUAUUAGCUAUUACUGCUCUUUGCUGGUAGAGGCUUCUGCAGCGACAUGUGGUUCAAGUCCGGGGAAGCCGCUCUGCCGGGACACGUGUCUUCAGGCUCGCCAGGCCCUCCAAAGCGUUUUUGAGGAUACGACUGUGUGUGAUGCGGGAGGGGACAAACUGAAGGCUAGGACGGAUACUUUAAACAGUUACUGGAAUUUUUGCGAUUCCCUGAAGCUGGAAAGCCUGGGUGGGCAGUGUGAUGCCGGAAUGAUCCCGAUUGAGGUGAAUACGUGUGGGUUCUUCACAAUCGCCGAAGCCCGAGCGUAUUGUGCAGGUUCUGCCACUCGCGGUGAUCCCUGUUGCGCGCGGGUUAUUGCAGCAGCAGCAACAGGACCUUCGACCCAGGUCCCGGGCGGAGCACCUCCCAACCCACCAACAAGCAACCCACCCUCGCCAACUGCAGACCGUACAGUCAUAACUGGUCUCGCAAGCGGGGUGGGAGGCGUCGCGCUUCUGACUGUGAGCGUCCUUGCUCUGCGAAAAUAUCGUGCUCGUCGGAGAAGCAGCGAUGUUUCGUCAAAGUCUAUGACGCAGACUGUUAGCCGUAAACCAAGCGGUCUCACUCUCAUCCCAACACAUAGGCAAGACGAACGCGUCCUCAACUCUACAUCGAGCGUUUCCCCGUCUUUUCCCUCUCCUCCUAACUCUGCUCAAUACCUUCUCUCAUCACCGAUAUCCUCUUCGUCAUCCUCUGCCCGCAUGGGCCCUCCUCCUCAGUUACCCCUCCCAACGAUCCCCAGCAAUGCGCGAUUCAGCAUGGACCCGACAAGUGCCAUAUACGGAUCCUCACCACCGCAGGGGUCAUUAGCUGGAACGACCAUUACAAGAUCGGUGGCCGGUGAUGACCAAAACACGGAUAUUGGACAAGAACAGGAGUCUGUUGCGGCUAGCGAUGGUCAAGAGCAACCCAAAACGAGGAUGAAGGUUUGGGCAGAAUAUGUACCAGAUCUUCGUGACGAGAUUCAACUCAAAGUGGGCGACGUGAUGGAGAUCUAUGAAACAUUCCCUGAUGGCUGGGCAACGGGUCAAAACCUCACCACAGGCACUACUGGUGUCUUCCCGCUGGCGUGCCUCAUCACUCCUACUUCGCCGCUCCGAGGCUCUAUCACAGCCUUAUCAAGACUCUCUGGUCGUGUCAGCUCGAUGGUUCACGGAGGAGGGAAUCGGGAAGAAGAUGAAUCGUGAAAAUUGCAUGUUUUUUUCAAGAUAUAUAGUCAACUGUUUCGCCUGUGUUUGUCAAUGCCUCAUAUGUGUGUGAAUUAGUAUUGGAGUAUGAGCUACGGAACAGAGAGAUGUGUUCCGGGUGUGUAGAGCUAUUACCUUUACGUUGAGAAUAAUAAAUAAAGGAUUGGUGAUACUUGUUAGU
Molecule: messenger RNA, 2297 nt
Organism: Spizellomyces punctatus DAOM BR117
Lineage: Eukaryota; Fungi; Chytridiomycota; Chytridiomycetes; Spizellomycetales; Spizellomycetaceae
Exons: 3
Coding region: 1139-2116 (325 amino acids)
Molecular function (GO): protein binding
Source: RefSeq, a predicted model, not a curated record